UCCAUCAUUUCAUAGCCAAGCCCCAUUCUCCCCCACAGACACCCUCUCAAAUCCACCAUAAGAAAACCCUAAAUUUCCUUCUUCCAUUUGUACACACUCAUCAAGAUUCAACCCACAAAUGACUUCAUCAAAAUUUGAAUCAAAUGAUGAUAUACUUGAUUUUAUAAUCAAGAAAGCAAACGGAAUAAAAGGCUUAGUAGACAAAAGCCUUGAAAUUAUCCCAAAUCAGUGUAUUCAACCAAAAGAACACAGACUAGAAAAAUCUCAAAUUGACAAUCAAGAAUCAAUCCCUACAAUUGAUUUAUCAAAUUUUGAUGAUUUAAAUGUUAAAAAAUCAAUUCAAGAAGCAGCAAGAAAGUGGGGGUUCUUCCAAAUCAUCAAUCAUGGGAUCCCAAUUGAAGUCCUUGAGGAUUUGAAAGAUGCGGCCCACAAGUUUUUCGAAUUGCCAACUGAAGAAAAAGUAAAGUAUUAUAAAGAGAGUUUUAGUGCUGGUGAAUCUGUGUUGAUGUUUUGGAGUGCUAUUGGUGAUAAAAAUGAGAAAUCUUUGGAGUGGAGGGAUAGUAUAAAACAUGGUUGUAAUCCAGAAAAUGAUAGCAAUCUUUGGCCUUCUCAAACAAGGAACCAAGUCUUGGAAUAUCAAAAGUGGGCUACACCACUUGCUAAAAAAUUGUUAGAGGUGCUAUUGAAAGGUCUCAACGUCAAUGACUUUGAUGAAUCUUUAGAACCUCUCUUGAUGGGAACAAUGGCUAUCAACAUAAACUAUUAUCCACCAUGCCCAGAUCCAAGUAUCACCAUUGGGGCUCGUCGGCACUGCGAUGUCUCCUGCAUCACUCUGCUCUUCCAGGAUGACAUGGGAGGCCUAUAUGUUUGAGGGACUAAAGGCGAUAAUUGGAUCCACGUAAAACCAAUCAAAGGCGCCUUAGCGGUUAACAUAGGUGACUCGUUACAGAUUAUGAGCAAUGAUCGAUACAAGAGUGUCGAGCAUUGUGUAGCAGUUGAUUCGAGUAGGGCUCGAAUAUCCGUACCGCUAUUUGUGAAUCCUUGCUUUGACAGUGUCAUUGGUCCAUUUUCACAAAUGCUGAAAGAUGGAGAAAAACCAGUGUACAAACAUGUCUUGUUUUCUGAUUAUUGGAAUUAUUUCUUUCGUAAGAGGCCUUCUGGUAAAGCAUCACUAGAUUUUGCUAAAAUUUGAUAUUUUGACCUACAAAUUUCUUCUUAAGUAGUGAA
This is a messenger RNA of Solanum lycopersicum (tomato), 1227 nucleotides long. Its product is annotated as bi-functional coumaroyl CoA and feruloyl CoA ortho-hydroxylase F6H2-2-1-like. The record is from RefSeq and is a predicted model, not a curated record. Lineage: Eukaryota; Viridiplantae; Streptophyta; Magnoliopsida; Solanales; Solanaceae.